UCAUUAACAUUUGUAUGGCCUUACUUCUACAAGGUCAUAGGUAAUAUACUCACAUACUUUAAUCAAACCAAUAAUCUGCUGUAAGUUCCACCACUAAUCUUCACCAUCUUCUUUUCACUUUGGCUGAUAAACAUCCACAUCCUCUUCAACUUCAUCUGACUCCUUCCUCUAGAGUUUCAUACUGUCUCAUCAGAUACCCACCCACCUUACUCCUUGAUCUGUCUUUUUUUCUUUCUCUAACAGCUUUUUGUACACAUCUGCUGGGUCCCCCUUUGUUUGUUCAAUCUUUUCUUCCUGUGUUAUUCAUUCUUUGCUAUCUUUUGGAUUUAUUCUGUUUUCAGUUUUUUUGUCCAAAUUGAACGAUCGCAUCGAUCAGUAACAAUGAAGGCCAAUAUCAGCCUGGCUCUGAGCAUGCUCAGUCUGAUCCUCCUGAACUUUUUCUGUGACGUCAUGCCUUCCCCCACCGAAUCUUCCACCAAUGGCACACAAUAUACCCCCACCAUGAGUGGUACACUUACAGAUGGCACCAGCGAACCCACUGACCAAUUCACAAGUCAGAAUAGUGUCGGAGGAAAGCAAGGUAAUUCUACUGUCAUGUCAACGACCUUAUCUGUCACGACAAAUGAACCAUCUCAGCCUUCAACAACCAGCAGCACGGAGCCUGAAACAACCAAAAAGCCCCCAGCCUCACGCACAUCAACCACUUCCCCUCUACCCAAGGACACAACCAUAUUAACCAGUCCAUCAAAACCUGUUGGGUUUAACGUUGGGUCCGCCUUUAUAGUAGUCAUAGGGGUCAUCAUUCUUCUCCUCCUGCUACUCGGGCUGAUCUACAAGUGGGCCACCCGCCAAUCAGACCGGGAGGGCUCCGCCACUCGGCUACUAUUGGGCAUCAGGGAGCGUUUGAGAGGCUGGGUGAGGACCCUGGAGGAACAUCUAGAGCUAUCCCUUUGGCCCUGGAAGAGAGCACGGGAUGAGGAGGACGGAGAGGGAGAGGAGGGGGGAGACAGGGAGGAGGGGAAGAUGGAUGAUGGCGGUGCUGGGGCCAGGGGAGCGAAAGGUGGGAAGAACUGCGAGGACGAAGACUACGGCGAUUCUUCUGACGACUACUCCAGCUUGGAGGGGGUCGACCUCAGGGAGCGGGCCAAAAACCUGGAGGAGGAGGCGAAAAAGGAGGCGGCGGCAAAGAGGAACAGCGGGAGUGCAGCGGGCCGGGAUGACACGAGCGGGGAAAGUGAUGAAACGGAUGAGGAGCAGGAGCGAACAGGAGUCACCUCCGGUGAAGAGAAAAGCAAGGGAGAGAUGUGUGACAUCACAAUACUUUAAGAGGGAACAAGGAAGGCAGACAGGGGGUUGGGCUUUGAAUUGAAUUCACCUGUGUAUUAUUUGUGUGGGGGGGUCCCAUAGCAGUUACAUUUUAUGUUGUUAUACAAUAAAUGAACAUGUGUACCCCAUGCAGAUUCCUGAUCAUGAUGUGUGCAAACAAGAAUGUGUUCAUUUUAGGUUACAACAUUGAAUCAAAAUUGAUUUAUUGAGGGUUUUUUUUGCCACUGAUCAAGAAACAGCCACAAUGUCAAAAGUGAAAAAUGUAAGAAGAUGUAAUUUAAAUACAAAUCCCCCUUUGGUCAAUAACUGGUAGAGCCAGUUAUAGGCAGCAAUUGCUGCCCG
Molecule: messenger RNA, 1668 nt
Organism: Esox lucius (northern pike)
Lineage: Eukaryota; Metazoa; Chordata; Actinopteri; Esociformes; Esocidae
Exons: 2
Coding region: 382-1326 (314 amino acids)
Source: RefSeq, a predicted model, not a curated record